AUGCAGCGGUGGUCGGGACGUGUAGCUCUAGUGACAGGGGCCUCUGCCGGUAUCGGGGCGGGGCUGGUCAAGGCACUGGUCAAGCAUGGCAUGAAGGUGGUGGGGUGUGCAAGAAAUGUCGACAAAAUACAGACACUACCUGAUGAGCUGGGCCCUGGACCGGGUAUGGUGAAAAUAAUAAGAAGAGACGUAUCCAAGGAAGAAGAUGUCUUGGCGAUGUUCCAGAUGAUCAAGGCUGACCCUGACCUUGGCGGAGUGGACGUGUGCAUCAAUAACGCUGGUCUGGCCCACAACGAACCCCUGUUGACAGGAAGCACCCCCCUGUGGAGGGAAAUGGUUGAUGUGAAUAUCCUUGGCUUAUGCAUGUGCACCAGAGAGGCCUUCAAGUCCAUGCAGGAGAGGAAGGUGGAUGAUGGGCACAUCAUCCUGCUCAACAGCCUGUCCGGACACAAAGUGAUGCCGCUGAGUGCCAUGCACUUCUAUUCUGCCACGAAGUUUGCAGUCACUGGUCUCUCUGAAGGACUACGACGGGAGUUAAGGGAGAUGAACAGUGGGAUCCGAGUAACGUCUAUCAGUCCUCGUUUAGUGCAGACAGAGUUCUUCUCCCGAAUGUACAAGGAUAACGAAAAGUCUAAUGCCCGUUUUAGUCAGUCUCUUCCUCUACAGACGGAAGACAUCGUCAACACAAUUGUAUAUGCCCUAGAGUCUCCACAGCAUAUGGAGAUUAUGGACCUCCUCGUGAAGCCUACGACAGAAAUGCAUUAGACUGAAGAUGGUAAAGUGUAAGACAUCACAGAUGAUGAGGAAAGUGAUUUGGAGAUUCACCAGCGCUUUCAUAUAUGUUGCUUAUUUGACACACGAACUGCCAGGAGAUUUAGUAUUAGAUCGAAAAAAAUAUUAUAUCCCCACCAACUCAUCACCAAGCAAUCAUAAUCCCAUUAUCCUCCUGUCUAUCAUAUCACUGGCUUCUUCUCAAAACUUCUCCUCACCCGAUAGCUUAUUCUGUUUGUGUAACAAUUGCCCUCCUGUGUAAACAUCCUCCAACCUCAUUUAUUGUGCAAACAUCAAUCAACUCACUGUUCAAACUUUACUAUGUAUAUAUAACCUUGCCUUAAGUAUUGUACAUCACUUGGUUGGUAACGGUGAUAGUACCUACACCGAGACGUCGCUCAUACUAACAUGAAAGAAGUCGUAUAUCCAUAGAACUCUCGUCGUUGUUUAUGUACUAGUGGGCUAUACGGG
Haliotis rubra (blacklip abalone) is the source of this 1242-nucleotide messenger RNA. RefSeq names its product dehydrogenase/reductase SDR family member 11-like. Lineage: Eukaryota; Metazoa; Mollusca; Gastropoda; Lepetellida; Haliotidae. The transcript has 7 exons. The record is from RefSeq and is a predicted model, not a curated record. Gene Ontology annotation, molecular function: oxidoreductase activity. The coding region runs from base 1 to 765 and encodes 254 amino acids.